UUAGAGGGAAGUGGCGUCAGUAUCGGGGCGGUGCUGCUCUGCUGCUUAUUGUUCUCUGUGUGUUAGAAAGAAAAGAACACAGAGAGGAAAACUACUGCUGCUGUUUGUUUAAUAAAGUUUAACUUUUGAACGAUCUGAUUACCUGAAGAAGAGGACGGACGGUUAGAUGAUUGGCAGGUGGAUAUGAGGACCGAGUCGGCGUGUCGUUUCUACAGCCAUCAGAUGAAGGGGAAGCACCUGGCCAUCAAGAAGAUGAACGAGAUCCAGAAGAACAUUGACGGAUGGGAGGGGAAGGACAUUGGCCAGUGCUGCAACGAGUUCAUCAUGGAGGGUACGCUGACCCGUGUGGGCGCCAAACACGAGCGCCACAUCUUCCUGUUCGAUGGCCUGAUGAUCUGCUGCAAGUCCAACCACGGACCGCCACGGCUGCCCGGCGCCAGCUCCACUGCAGAGUACCGGCUGAAAGAAAAGUUCUUCAUGCGCAAAGUCCAGAUAAAUGACAAGGACGACAAGGAGGGUGAGUACCGCCAUGCCUUCGAGAUCAUCCUGAAGGACGGGAACAGCGUGGUGUUUGCCGCCAAGUCCGCCGAGGAGAAGAAUGGCUGGAUGGCAGCGCUGAUCUCAUUGCAAUACCGCAGCACGCUGGAGCGCAUGCUGGACUCGGCCAUGCUGCAGGAGGAGAAGGAGGAGCAGAUGAGGCUGCCGGGAGCCGAAGUGUACCGGUUCGCUGAGCCGGACUCCGAGGAGAAUGUCGUGUUCGAGGAGAACGUCCAGUCCAAGUCCGGGAUCCCCAUCAUCAAAGCAGGGACGGUCCUGAAACUGAUUGAGAGGCUCACCUUCCACAUGUAUGCAGGUGAGGCGUGAUGUCACUCAGGUGUU
This is a messenger RNA of Morone saxatilis (striped sea-bass), 879 nucleotides long. RefSeq names its product son of sevenless homolog 1-like. The record is from RefSeq and is a predicted model, not a curated record. NCBI's taxonomy places the organism in Eukaryota, Metazoa, Chordata, Actinopteri, Moronidae. The transcript has 2 exons. Bases 184 to 864 code for a protein of 226 amino acids.